Messenger RNA from Neomonachus schauinslandi (Hawaiian monk seal), 2095 nucleotides. It is a transcript of the gene CDK7, whose product is annotated as cyclin dependent kinase 7. Gene Ontology annotation, molecular function: cyclin-dependent protein serine/threonine kinase activity; ATP binding; RNA polymerase II CTD heptapeptide repeat kinase activity. Gene Ontology annotation, biological process: positive regulation of transcription by RNA polymerase II; protein phosphorylation. Bases 77 to 1102 code for a protein of 341 amino acids. NCBI's taxonomy places the organism in Eukaryota, Metazoa, Chordata, Mammalia, Carnivora, Phocidae. The transcript is spliced from 12 exons. The record is from RefSeq and is a predicted model, not a curated record. Gene Ontology annotation, cellular component: transcription factor TFIIH holo complex; nucleus; cytoplasm.
GGCUUUAAGGUAGCUUUAAAUUCCUGGUGUCUCGGAAGCUUGACCCUUUCUGUUGGAGUCGAGUUCCGUGGGACGGAUGGCGGUGGACGUGAAGUCGCGAGCAAAGCGUUAUGAAAAACUGGACUUCCUCGGGGAGGGACAGUUUGCCACGGUUUACAAGGCCAGAGACAAGAACACCAACCAAAUUGUCGCCAUUAAGAAAAUUAAACUUGGACAUAGAUCAGAAGCUAAAGAUGGUAUAAAUAGAACAGCCUUAAGAGAGAUAAAAUUAUUACAGGAGCUAAGUCAUCCAAAUAUAAUUGGUCUCCUUGAUGCUUUUGGACAUAAAUCUAAUAUUAGCCUUGUCUUUGAUUUUAUGGAAACUGAUCUAGAGGUUAUAAUAAAGGAUAAUAGUCUUGUGCUGACACCAUCACACAUCAAAGCCUACAUGCUGAUGACUCUUCAAGGGUUAGAAUAUUUACAUCAACAUUGGAUUCUACAUAGGGAUCUAAAACCAAACAACUUGUUGCUAGAUGAAAAUGGAGUUCUAAAACUGGCAGAUUUUGGCCUGGCCAAAUCAUUUGGGAGCCCCAAUAGAGCUUAUACACAUCAGGUUGUAACCAGGUGGUAUCGGGCCCCUGAGUUACUCUUUGGAGCUAGAAUGUAUGGUGUAGGUGUGGACAUGUGGGCUGUUGGCUGUAUAUUAGCAGAGCUGCUUCUAAGGGUUCCUUUUUUGCCAGGAGAUUCAGACCUUGAUCAACUAACAAGAAUAUUUGAAACUUUGGGCACACCAACUGAGGAACAGUGGCCUGACAUGUGUAGUCUUCCAGAUUUCGUGACAUUUAAGAGUUUUCCUGGAAUCCCGUUACAACACAUCUUCAUUGCAGCAGGAGACGACUUGCUAGAUCUCAUACAAGGCUUAUUCUUAUUUAACCCAUGUACUCGAAUUACAGCAACACAGGCAUUGAAAACUAAAUAUUUCAGUAAUCGGCCAGGGCCAACACCUGGAUGUCAGCUGCCAAGACCAAACUGUCCAUUGGAAACUCUAAAGGAGCAGUCAAAUCCAGCUGUAGCAACAAAACGGAAGAGAACACAGGCCUUGGAACAAGAAGUGAAGCUUUAAACUUGUACAGGAAGAACAUGGAUGGGAGAAGUGGGAAGAGCAUGCAGGGAAUUUAAGGAGAUGAAGAUCAAAACUGGAGGAUGGUACCUCAGCUGGGAAAAGGGCAUAAAAGGCAAGUAUAGAGUGCUAAAGAAUUAAAUUAAAAAAAAAAGUUAAUAGGAAGCAGAAAGAUUAACUUAACCACAACCUCUAACAAAAGGAAAGCAAAGAUACUAACCAACUCUGUUAGCAUCUUAAAGACCUCCUGAGGGUUAUUCUGGUCAUCGGUCUUCUUAGAACUGUUUUCUGAAGGGAGCAUCCCCAGCAGUUUCUGCCCUAAGGUCUUCUUACUUCCUUGUGAUGGUAACCCUAAAAUUGAACAUGCAAAUCCAACUGAGACAUAAAAACACACUCACUAAUGUAGUUCCAGGAAUAGAGGUAAGUAUGAACCAGGGAUAAUUCAUUUGUAAAUCAGCCAGGAGGUGGUUCUCUUCAGGAGACCUCUAGUGAGUCAGGCAUCACAGCGUGUACUGGGAGAACACAGACUUUAGAGCCAGGAUGGCAAACAGAGGUUGAGAGGGCCACAGUGUAAGACCCAGUGCAAUGCCCUGCCUGCCGCUCUGUCUCAUCGUACAGCUGCUCCUGGGGACAGCAUGCAGCCCACAUUAUCAGCAGCUUUCCAGAGGAGGCAGCAGUCCAGUUUUGUAUGUGAAAUCUCCCAAUGUUGAAUGUCAGCCACUUACGCACCCCUGUUAUUUGAGAACACUGUGCACACCCAACAAAACCUGGCUCUGAACCAUGCAAAUUCUGUUUUAGAGCAGAAAGACCUGGACUUGAAUCCUUAUUUAACCACUUACUAAAUGACCUUGGACAAGGUCUCUGAGCUUUGUCUCCUCACCUCUAGAAUAAGAAUAAUAGUACCUAUGCCUCAGGAUUGAGGUGCCAUUAAAUAAUAGAGCAGGGGGGAUGCUGGGAGAAGGGAGUGGGCAGUUAGUGUUUAAUGGGUAAAGUUUC